AGUGAUGCUUUUUAAUCAAGAAAGAACUUAGCUGGAGCUUGCAGGCCUGGCGCUGAGCUAGGCUGGGUUGUGGGGCGCUUGGCUAGCAGGCUGGUCCAGCAGGGGACGCCCGAGUGCCUCACUGCAGCAACCCGGCGGCGGAGCGCAGCGGCCGGCAGGAACUCGCGUCCUGCCGCAGUCUCUCGGCAGCUAGUCAGCGAGCGAGCGCAAGGGAGGAGACCCCCGCCCGGGCACCACACUUGCAGCCGCGGUAACUCCCACCCGCGAUCGCGGCCCUCUGCCUCUCAAACGCCUUCUGCAGCCUGGGUGGGUCAGCGUGAGAGGGCUUUUCGGUCUCCGGGGCCGGACUGCGAACUUGGAGAGGACCGUGGCUCUCUCCCCGGCCUGGAGAGUGAACAGGAUUGUGGACCCUUUUGUAAUUGACAAUGACGCAGUGAGUCUAAAGGUUGCCACCGAAGCCAUCUGCUUACAUCCUGAGUCUGAACAGUAAAUCCUGUCACCAGCAACCAUGGCGAAGAGCGCAGAGGUCAAACUGGCCAUAUUUGGGAGAGCAGGUGUGGGCAAGUCAGCCAUUGUAGUGAGAUUUCUGACCAAACGAUUCAUCUGGGAAUAUGAUCCAACCCUCGAGUCAACCUACCGACACCAGGCAACCAUCGAUGAUGAAGCUGUUUCUAUGGAGAUCCUAGAUACCGCUGGUCAGGAAGACACCAUCCAGAGGGAAGGGCACAUGCGCUGGGGCGAAGGCUUCGUGCUGGUCUACGAUAUCACUGAUCGAGGGAGCUUUGAAGACGUGCUGCCGCUGAAGAACAUCUUAGAUGAAGUCAAAAAGCCCAAAAACGUAACUCUCAUCUUAGUCGGAAAUAAAGCCGACUUGGACCACUCCAGACAAGUGAGUACGGAAGAGGGGGAGAAGCUGGCUACAGAAUUGGCUUGUGCAUUUUACGAAUGCUCUGCCUGCACGGGAGAAGGGAACAUCACCGAGGUAUUCUAUGAGCUCUGUCGAGAGGUGCGUCGCAGGAGGAUGGUGCAAGGCAAGACGCGGCGACGCAGUUCCACCACACACGUCAAGCAAGCGAUUAACAAGAUGCUCACCAAAAUCAGUAGUUAGAGGCCUUGCCAAGAUGUGCUGAAAAUUGAGAAAUCUUUCCUGGCUCUUCUUUUGCCCUUCCAAACACGAGCAAAAUAUUCUACUCUUAUCCUAAAUUUGGGAAAUGUUGGGGUAUCUCAUGGUUCCUGGUCUGCUAUAUGCUGGGAAGUUCUCCAGUGUCCUCUCGGUCUGGAUGCUGUUAACAGUCUCCCUACUUGCGUAGGAUCUGUGCUAAUACAGUUUGAAAAUGUAACCACCAAAGAUACUGAAGUGGCUGGGUUUGCGGAUGCCUUGCUUUAAUAAGUUGAAGUCUUUUCAAAGGCGUUUUAAGAUUCUGUUUCUUAUAGAAUACUACAAAGGUCACCAUAACAUUUUGUGAUGUCUGUUGAGAACUUGAGAAUGGUAGCUAGUUGCGUGAUUGGAACAGGAAUAGAACUCUAGUUCCCAUCUGAAGUAAGAACUUUUUAAAAAUUGUUAUCUUACUUAAAUUGUACAGAUUUUCUUUAACCCUUUAUUUCAUUUUUAGGUUGAAAUGUUAUCACUGAUUUUUGUUCUGUAAUGUAAUUGCCCAUUUCAAUUCAAGUUGGUUCCCUCAAUGAUCUAUAUCAGUCCUUACUCUCCCAAUUCUAUAAUACUUUCCUUAAUAACAGAAGAAACAAGACCCACAAUGCACAUCCUGCUGUGUCUUGGCUCCCUGAAGCCUGGGUGAUGAAAAACAGCAGGAAUCUUUGUACCACAGCUUGACUUCACUGCAUGUUAGUAGAGGGAUUAGAACUAGAGACACCUGGUUUGUAUAUUACUCUAUUAGCACUGUAGCAGGAAGAUAAUCCUCUAAAUAAGACAAUUGGGAUGCCUAGUUAGUCCUCAUUGGAAACCAAGGCUGAAUCCCACACAGGCAGCAAAGUCAACCUCUGAUUCAAUAAAUUGGCCACAUGCUUUCUUAGCCUUUUAACCUUUGGCUAAGAUUAAAUCCCUUGGAAGAAUUGUGGAAAAGAAUGGGUGAUUCAAAUUCAUUAUACCUGAAUGAGUGUGUGUGUAUAUAUAUAUAUAUAUAUAUAUAUAUAUAUAUAUAGUGGAAGGUCAGCUGGUGAAAGGAAUUGUGUAACUGCCAAGAGUGUAUGGCCCUUUUCUCCAUUUCCUGCCCCAUAUAUUAAUAUUUGGGCACUUUAUUUUAGGAGAAAAUAUAUAUCUUUUACAUAUGUAUGUAUUUAUAUGUAUGCAUAUAAGUGUGUAUAAAAUUUGUAAGUAUUGGAGGCUUUAAUUCACCGAUGUAUUUGAACAACCUGGUGUAACUGACUUUGUUUUAUGUGACUAUAAUAAAAAGUAUAAUU
Molecule: messenger RNA, 2418 nt
Organism: Onychomys torridus (southern grasshopper mouse)
Lineage: Eukaryota; Metazoa; Chordata; Mammalia; Rodentia; Cricetidae
Gene: Rerg
Product: RAS like estrogen regulated growth inhibitor
Exons: 5
Coding region: 509-1108 (199 amino acids)
Molecular function (GO): GTPase activity; GTP binding
Source: RefSeq, a predicted model, not a curated record